Molecule: messenger RNA, 1015 nt
Organism: Syzygium oleosum
Lineage: Eukaryota; Viridiplantae; Streptophyta; Magnoliopsida; Myrtales; Myrtaceae
Product: classical arabinogalactan protein 9-like
Exons: 1
Coding region: 320-1015 (231 amino acids)
Source: RefSeq, a predicted model, not a curated record
CCGAAUCUAACGUGGCCCAUCCGACAUCAUCCGCCCUCUGUCCGAAUCAGACACUUGCGGACGCACUCGCACGAUCAACGACCUCUCCCGAGGAGAGGGAGAGAGAGAGAGUUGCAGAGAAUUCUGCGCUUUUGAUGAUGACGGAGGACAUCUGACACCAGCUCUUCCUCCUGUGCUGAAGAAGAACCGAUCCGUCCUUCUUUCCUUCUUUGCUUUCACACACUCUUCUCUCUCUUUCUCCGUGAUCAUUCGCUCUUUCUGGUUUUGAUUCCUUCUGGGUUGUUGUCGAAGUCGUCGGAAACGUCACGGGAACAAGAAAAUGUCAGCGCCAGCGCCGGCCGGCUCGCCUCCGCCUCCGCCACCUGCCAGCUCCACUGACCCUACUCCCUCCGCCCCGCCCCCCAGCACGCCUCCGCCGUCCGCCCCUCCUCCUUCUCCUCCCGCUGCUCCUCCGCCGGCCACCCCGCCUUCCGUGCUGCUCGCCACGCCCCCGCCUGCACUGUCUCCUUCCCCGCCGCUGCCGCCGCCGACGACCCCUUCCCCGCCGGCGCCGACGGCAUAUUUGACGGCGCCAGCGCCGUCAACGCCGGCGCCGACGGCAUAUUUGACGGCGCCAGCGCCGUCAACGCCGGCGCCGACGGCAUUUUUGACCGCGCCAGCGCCGUCAACGCCGGCGCCGACGGCAUUUUUGACCGCGCCAGCGCCGUCAACGCCGGCGACGCCGGUGCCGACGGCGAAUUUGACGGUGCCAGCGCUGUCAACGCCGGCAACGCCGGCGCCGCCCCCGCCCAGUACCUUCCCAACUGGUCUGGUGGUGGGGGUUGCAAUUGGCGUAGCGUCAGUGCUCGCAGUGUUGGCUGUGCUGUUCAUAUUCUGGAGGAAGAAGAGGAGGAGAGACCCCGGUGCCGGGCCUAAAGGUAUGAACUUGGGCAAGUUCUAUCUUUCAUCUCCUUCCUGUGAAUUUAUCCCGUGUGUAGUACAGCAGUACCAUGUAGGAUUUGUUUUCUGCAACUGA